This is a messenger RNA of Didymosphaeria variabile, 732 nucleotides long. RefSeq lists its product as uncharacterized. Bases 1 to 732 code for a protein of 243 amino acids. The transcript has a single exon. Lineage: Eukaryota; Fungi; Ascomycota; Dothideomycetes; Pleosporales; Didymosphaeriaceae. The record is from RefSeq and is a predicted model, not a curated record.
AUGGCCGUUUCCGAAAUAUAUGUUAAAGAGCGUCUGCCGCUUCGGAGCUACCGUGGCCUCUUGCAGACAUGUCGAAAGACAUACUUCGAAUUCAAACAAGCAAUACAACAUCUGGCGGCGUCCAAGCAACUAGACUACGAACUGGACAUGACAUUCUCGCACGGCCGGCCGUACUUCGCCUUGACGUGGGUAUGGUUUCCUGGACUAUCUGCCACCAUUAACUCGCUCGUUGUCAAUGUGGACCUGCGCAUCCGGGAGCCCUUUUACUACGAAGGACACUUCCAGUCUCCGCACGAUCACGAACUGACUCACUUGAUUGAAGACGUACCCGAAAGCUUCGCGGUGCAACUGUUCGACUAUAUUGCCAUUUUGCUCAAGACGCUAGCGAAUCUUCUUUCUUACGGCGAUCCAAGAUUCAAUCUUUUGUAUACCGAGAAUCUAGUCCUGAACUUCCGCACACCGACGACGAUGGUGCCGGGCCUGGAGGUACCGCGGGCGGAACAGCGUCGUGUGAACGUGGACGCGGAAGAAGCAGAGGACCUGCUUGAAACGAUGCAGACUACGCUCAAGGCGAAUGCGAAAGCUUUCGGGGCAUUUGCUGCUACCCAGUGUGGGCUUCUAUCGCCAUUGAUCCAGAUUGGGUCGCUCCAAUUCGCGAUAGAAGGCGUGGUGUGGGGCGAAGGACAUAACAUGAUUCUUGCACAUAACGACUUUCAGUGGCUGCAGUAUUGA